Messenger RNA from Magnusiomyces paraingens, 516 nucleotides. RefSeq lists its product as uncharacterized. Bases 1 to 516 code for a protein of 171 amino acids. The transcript has a single exon. Lineage: Eukaryota; Fungi; Ascomycota; Dipodascomycetes; Dipodascales; Dipodascaceae. The record is from RefSeq and is a predicted model, not a curated record.
AUGUCUAAAGAGUCCGACUUGGAUAAUUCGCUUAACGAGCUGUUAAAGGAGCUCAACGCUGAGAUUGACGGAACUCCGACUUCUUCAUCGACGUCAUCGACGUCUUCUUCUGGAUCUUCAUCUUCUUCUGAAGAUUCCAAGGCUCACUACACACUCUCGUCGUUCCCUACAGAAAUGUCAUGUUCUGAAGCCUUUGAUCAGCUUGUGGCUUGCUACUCGAUCGGCGGCCAGAUGCGUCAUAUCUACCGCUACGGCAACAUCUCUUACUGCGACGGCCGCUGGGCCAAACUGCGGUUUUGCUUGCGUCUCAAGGGUAUAUGGGAUGAUGAGGAGCGUGCUAAACGGGUAUCCAAAUACUACAUGGAAAAACUGGCCGAGAAGAAGAAACAAACAGGUUCUUCCGAGGACGUGUGGUCCGUCCGUACUGUGCCUGUGCUUAACCCCUUCCGUGAUGAUCUAUAUGCGCUUCGCGAUCAAGAAAGCAAUAGCGUAGACGAGUCUUCUGUCAUUAACUAA